AUGGCCGUCCCGCUUCCGACCCCGACUACACCCCUCUCUUCGCUGCUCAACCUCGACGACUUUGAGCGCAGUGCCGAGGCGACGCUCAAGCCAAAGUCCUGGGCCUAUUACGCAUCUGCCGCAGACGACGGCUGGACCGCCGAGCAGUCAAAGUCGAUCUGGCAGCACGUCCGCUUCCGUCCUCGAGUAUUGCGAGACGUAGGAGGCGACGUCGACUUGCGAGUCAGGAUUGCGGGAAUUGAGAGUCGCCUGCCGUUCAUGAUCUCGCCGGCUGCGAUGGGCAAACUGGCUCACAAAGACGGCGAGAUGUGCAUUGUGAAGGGCGCGGGCCGAGUCGGGAUUCCGUACGCACCCUCUAACCACGCAUCCGUCUCGCACCGCGACCUCGCUUCCGCCGCCCUCCCCUCCCAAUCGCUCUUCUUCCAACUCUACGUCCACCGCGAGCGCUGGCGCUCCGAGAAGCAGCUCGCCGAAGCGAAGGAACUCGGCUACAAGGCCGUCAUUGUCACCGUCGACGUUGCUGUGCCAGGCAACCGCGAGCUGGAUUUGCGAACGGGGUUGGACGAGAACACGGUGUUGCUGGCGAAUCCGGGGAUUGAGGUGGGAAAGAAGGCGUUCGCUAUGGCUACCACUUCGGCCACGAUUGACGCCUCGCUUAGCUGGAAAGAUCUUGAAUGGGUCAAGAAAGCGUCUGGCGGUCUUCCUAUUCUCGUCAAGGGCAUUCACACCGUCGAGGACGCCAUCCUUGCUGAGCAGUACGGAGCAAGCGGGAUCUUCCUCUCGAAUCACGGAGGGCGGCAGGUCAACACCGCCUCGACACCACUUGAAGUCCUCCUCGAGAUCCGCCAAUCCGCGCCGCAGCUCCUCGCCUCCCCCUCACGCUUCACCGUUAUCCUCGACGGCGGCCUGCGCCGCGGUACCGACAUCGUCAAGGCGCUCUGUCUCGGCGCACAUGCCUGUUCGCUCGGCAGGCCAUUCAUGUACUCGCUCGUGUAUGGCGAGGACGGGGUUGAGAAGGUUGCGAGGGUGUUGGAGGAGGAGAUCGUGAGGUGUUGCAAGUUGUUGGGCGUGCGGAGCGUCAAGGAGUUGGGACCGCAGUAUGUGAAUGCGAGGAGGGUGGAGAGAUCGGUUUUCGGUUCGGAGGCGAGGCUGUAG
Rhodotorula toruloides NP11 is the source of this 1155-nucleotide messenger RNA. RefSeq names its product cytochrome b2. The record is from RefSeq and is a predicted model, not a curated record. Bases 1 to 1155 code for a protein of 384 amino acids. The transcript has 6 exons. Gene Ontology annotation, molecular function: oxidoreductase activity; FMN binding. Lineage: Eukaryota; Fungi; Basidiomycota; Microbotryomycetes; Sporidiobolales; Sporidiobolaceae.